Messenger RNA from Linum trigynum, 2904 nucleotides. Lineage: Eukaryota; Viridiplantae; Streptophyta; Magnoliopsida; Malpighiales; Linaceae. The record is from the annotation of a GenBank genome assembly.
AUGAACGAGAAACGCGACGGCAGAGACAACAACAGAAUCAGCAGCAGCGGUAGGGAAGCCGGCGGCAGAGAAGAUGAGGAGGACGAGCGAUUCUACGAGUCGCUGGAUCGCAUUGCUUCCUCAUCCUGCUCUUGCUCCACUUCCAAUUCCGACUCCGAUCCCGACCCUCCCUCCGCCACCGGCUCCAACGAUUCCGCCGCUGCCAAUCCGCCUCCUCAGUCUCAGUCGCAAUUCGGAUUCUCCUCCAGCUACGACGUUUGGAUCUCCGAGCCCUCCUCCGUCUCCGAGCGCCGGCACCGUCUCUUCAGCCAGAUGGGGCUAUCCUCGGAGGAAUCUUCUUCCUUGUCCCGCCGCCAGCCUGACAGGUCUGUUGAUUUGAGCUUUGCUCGUUCUGUCUACUCCGAUCAUUUCCCUCCCCGCCGCUUGGCUUCCAGGAAUGCUGCUGCUGCUGCUGCUGGGGUUUCCCGAUCGAAAUCUGACGGAGGUGCGGAUCGCCGGGAUGGUGACGGUGAGGGCGACAGUGACGGGGCUGGCACAACCUGUAAUGAUGAUUUCAAUUCCUGCUCGUCCUUUUCCUCCUCCUCUUCUUCUUAUUCUUCUUUGGUGUCUGUUUAUUCUACUUCAAUUCUUUCCGGCGAUGUGAUUGAUGUAAAUAGAUGUAACAACGACAACGAUCACAAUGACAAGACAGUAGUAGUUGCCAACGGCAAGAAGAAGAAGAAUGGCUUUGUUCUCGGCAGUGGCACAAAGCACUUAAAUCUUUGCUCCCCGCAGCCUUCUGAUGUUUCCCCUAGUAAGCCUCCUUCUGGUAAACAUGGUAGGAGCAUGGAUGUGAAUAGGAGUUGGUCAAACACAAGCAUUGCGGAGCUCAUGGAGGGUUUAGUUAGCAAUGGGAAUGAUAAUGGAGCAGCAGAGCUAACCCAAGCUUGUACAAUCAAGAAUCUUGAUACUGGGAAAGAAUUUGUUGUUAAUGAAGUUAGGGAAGAUGGAGCGUGCAACAAGUUGAAAGAAGUUGGGACGGGGAGGCAGCUGACGAUGGAGGAAUUUGAAAUGACUGUGGGUCAUUCACCAAUCGUGCAGGAAUUAAUGAGGAGACAGAAUGUUGAGGAUGGUGCUAGGGAAAAUCAUGACUCCAAUGCCAAUGGGGGUAUUGGAGCUGGAGGGUCAAAGCCGAAAAAGAAAGGUAGUUGGUUCAGGAGCAUAAAAAAUGUGGCUAGCAGUGUGAAAGGUCAUAAGGAGCGAAGAAGUAGUGAUGAGAAGGAUACUGGAUCAGAGAGAGGAGGCAGGAGGUCAAGUUCUGCUACAGAUGAUAGCCAGGAUGUUUCAUUCCACGGGCCAGAAAGAGUGCGAGUAAAGCAAUACGGCAAGUCAUUUAAAGAGCUGACUGCAGUUUACAAGAGCCAGGAGAUUCAGGGGCAUACUGGUUCAAUUUGGGCUAUUAAGUUUAGUUUGGAUGGUAGAUAUUUGGCAAGUGCAGGUGAGGACUGUGUGAUCCAUGUUUGGCAGGUGGUGGAAACAGAAAGGAAAGGGGAGUUGUUGCUUGAAAAGCCAGAGGAUGGGAACUUUAAUCUUUUAGUAACAGUAAAUGGGUCUCCUGAACCUAUGUUCUUGUCAACUUCUGCUGAUGGUCAUAAUGAAAGGAGGAGAAGGGCGAGGUCAUCUAUAAGCAGGAAAUCUGUGAGCUUGGAGCACAUCAUCGUUCCCGAAACUGUGUUUGCACUUGCAGAUAAACCUUUUUGCUCAUUUGAAGGACAUCUUGCUGAUGUCCUCGACUUAUCAUGGUCCAAGUCUCAGCACCUGCUUUCUUCUUCAAUGGACAAAACAGUGCGCCUCUGGCACUUGUCUAGCAAGACUUGUUUGAAGAUAUUCUCACACAGUGACUAUGUUACUUGCAUCCAAUUCAAUCCGGUUGAUGAUAGCUACUUCAUUAGUGGGUCCCUAGACUCAAAGGUUCGCAUAUGGAGUAUUCCUGAUCGUCAAGUCGUUGACUGGAAUGACGUACAUGAGAUGGUCACUGCGGCUUGCUACACUCCAGAUGGUCAGGGUGCACUUGUUGGUUCCUAUAAGGGAGGCUGUCGGCUAUACAAUACAUCUGAGAAUAAGUUGCAGCAAAAAUCUCAAGUAAAUCUGCAAAACAAAAAGAAGAAAUCUCAUCUGAAGAAAAUUACUGGGUUUCAGUUUGUGCCUGGAAGCUCAUCUGAAGUGCUCAUCACCUCAGCAGAUUCUCGGAUACGAGUCAUUGAUCGCACUGAUUUGGUUCACAAGUUCAAAGGGUUUCGGAACACAAACAGUCAAAUCUCAGCCUCCCUCGCAGCAAAUGGCAAAUUCGUCGUCUCAGCAAGCGAGGACUCCUGCGUUUACGUCUGGAAGCACGAGGCCGAUUCACGACUGACCAGAAGCAAAGGAGUUACCGUCACUCGAUCGUACGAGCAUUUCCACUGCCAAGAUGUUUCUGUAGCCAUCCCCUGGCCUGGAGUAGCCGUCAGCGACACCUGGGGAGGAGGAGAACACCUAGCAACAACACCUGGCGAUAUCCAUAUCGAAGAAGUCUCCACCACCAUCACCAACAACCAUCCUCCCACGCCCGUGGAGGAAGCAAUCAGAGGGAGCGACGAUCGCUCUCAAUCAUUGCCAGGUGGUGCUGCCAUCAGCAGCAGCCCACUGAACGGAAUCAUCUCCAGUGCAACGAACGGAUACUUCUUCGACAGGAUCUCGGCUACGUGGCCUGAAGAGAAGUUGAAUGCAGCUGCUGCUAGAGCACGGAGCCCUCGGACUAGCGUGGACGUGAGCAACGGGCUGAUCAACCAGAACAUGUCAGCAGCUUACGGGAUGGUGAUUGUUACUGCUGGCCUCAGAGGGGAGAUCCGAACUUACCAGAACUUCGGCUUGCCCGUUCGAAUCUGA